ACGACGGAGUGCUAAUCGAUCGUCCUUUCGUUUGGGACGAAAUACGUUGAGCGGGUAACUAGUCGUGCUUCGUGCUUGGCUAUUGGUGUCCAUUGCUACAUUGAAGUUUUUUUUCCAUCUCCAAGUGAUUUUGGAGAAUAUUUUGGGGAUUAAGGAUGGUAAAAAUGGAGCACGAGGAUGGUAAAAAUGAACCUGAGCACGUACGGAAGCUGUUCAUUGGUGGCUUGGACUACAGGACCACAGACGACUCCCUCAAGAAGCAUUUUGAGCAGUGGGGGGAGAUCGUUGACGUUGUAGUGAUGAAAGACCCGAAGACAAAGCGCUCCAGGGGUUUCGGUUUUAUCACGUAUUCUCGUGCGCACAUGGUGGACGAUGCCCAGAACGCGAGGCCUCACCGUGUGGAUGGCAGAGUUGUCGAGCCAAAGAGAGCAGUACCCAGGCAGGAGAUUGGUCGACCUGAAGCUGGAGCUACUGUCAAAAAACUUUUUGUAGGAGGUCUUAAGGAUGACCACGAGGAAGAGGAUUUGCGGCAGUACUUCCAGAGUUAUGGCAGCAUCAACUCUAUCUCAAUUGUCACUGAUAAGGAGACUGGCAAGAAACGAGGGUUCGGUUUUGUAGAGUUCGACGAUUAUGAUCCAGUGGAUAAAAUUUGCCUGCAAAGGAAUCAUCAGAUUAGAGGGAAACAUGUGGAUGUCAAGAAGGCAUUAAGUAGAGCAGAGAUGGCAUCAGCGACCGGUGGUGGUGGUGGCGGUGGUAGUGGUGGUGGUGCCGGUAAUCGUGGAGGACAAUCUGGGGGUAGGGGUCCGCGGGGUGGUAAUCAGGGUGGUAAUCAGGGAGGAAAUUGGGGUGGCAGAGGAGGUGGUGGCGGUGGAGGUGGUGAUUGGAAUAAUGGUGGUAGCCAAGGGGGGUAUGGUGGCGGUAAUCAAGGUGGGUGGGGUGGAAAUGGACCCUGGGAGAAUCAAAAUCAAGGCAAGUCAUCAAGUGAAAUAGGGGGUGGCUGGGGUGGACAGGGGGGCCAAGGUGGUUACAACUCCGGUGGAAACUGGAGCAACGACAAUUUCGGUAGUGGUUACCAGCAGGGAUAUGGCGGGGGACCAGUGAGAAACAACUUCAACUCUGGAGGACGGCCAGCACCUUACGGUACUAGUAUGGGUCCUAGUGGCCGGCAAUCUGGAGAUGGGAGAUGGAUGCCACAAUUCGGUGGACAAGGACCAAUGGGAGGCAAUUCCGGAGGGGGUGGUGGAGGUGGCUACGGUGGUGGCAAUCAGGGUGGCUAUGGAGGUGGCAAUAUGGGCGGUGGAAACAUGGGUGGUGGUGGCGGCGGUGGAAGACGAUAUUAAAAUACCUCCCAGAACAUCCAAAAGACUCUCCCUCGUACGGUGAUCCCCUACUACUUGUCUUCUAGUCCGCACAGUAAACAACUGUGCUGUGUUAGUAUGAAGGCGGCAGGCAGGGUCUAGAAAAUGCAGGACAAUGGGCAGGACAAUCAGGAGAUACAGGAGAAAAUGUAAUGAGACAGUGAAGUAAUGCGCAAUCGUGGAAGUUUCUGUAGAUCGAAGUGAGGGACUAGGUGAAUUUAAGGAUAUGAAUUUAAGUACUGUGACUUAGGCUCGAGUUAUUUCCUAUGAGGGCACCCCCAAGCUUCAUUCGUUACACUUGACAGAUAAUCUUAGUUUUAUUUUCACUCACGAAAAGUCUUUCCAUCGACAAAAUGACGUUUUUAAACAAUACAUUUUGUAUUUUGCAGUACAAUCUGAACUACGAAAUUUUUUUGUGUGCAAAUGGACAGAUGUAAUCUGAGCAGUUGCAUCCGACGAAAAAUGUAAUUAACAAAUCUGGGUACGAGUUUUUGCAAAUUUUGUCGUUUUCUUCAAUUAAAGUUGUAAUCGUUCAUAUCGAAUUUCGUGCAACAAUUUCAAUAUUCAACAAUUUCCAUUGGUAAACUGGAAAAUUUAUUUAUUUUUUGCGUGAUCAAUAUAUGAAAGUUGCAAUUUCCGUAGAACAAUCAAAGUGCAGAACAUUCCAGCAGACUCAGUUGUGUAGAAAGUCAUUGUGUCGAUGUUAAAGCACGCCUACGAGACAUUUAUUCUGUUCAAUAUUGCGUGUUGUUUGAGGCAAAAGAUUCAGAGGGUCAAUGUAAGAAUCUGGGUUUACCUAUAAAAAUCAAACUUUUUUUUUUAAUACAACACUGAUGGUAGAUUCAUAGAACGAUUCUUAUGUGAAGACCAAAGAUACGAAGAGCCGUUCAAAGGGAGAGUUGAAAUAAAAUUCGUAAAUAUUUAAUAUCAAGACUAUUCGGGAAGGGAAAUGAUUUUUUCCCAAUCAUUGAGAUAAGAAACGAGAUAGAAUAUUUGACAGCAUUUUAUUGUCGUGGAUGUGUUUAGGAUAAUACCCAAUUAAUAUUUAAGUUGUAUAAUGUCUUAAGAGGUAGUUUGAAUAAACAAAGAAAUUUCAACAACAAGUUUGUGGCCAGAAUCUUUUUUCAUAGAUUUUUUAAAAGAUUUAUUUGAUUUUUAAGCAGUUUUAACACAUUAUGAGCGUGCUGUCAAAAUCAUCGGAUAAUUUGUGUAGGUCAUAGGAUAUUUCAGUUGGAAGUUCAAGGACAACACUUACUGUAGGAGAUAGUUUAUUGUCAAAAGGAUGGCGAGCUGUAGUUGACGUACACGAAUUAUUCAGGAUUAUCUGUAAUUUCGACGAGGUCUGUGUUGCCUCGAUAGGUCAGUCUUGAUUAUGUGUAAGCACAGUAUUACGAAUCAAUCAUUUGUACAUUAAAAAAUCAAAAUAAUGAAACCCUAUAACGAUUGUA
This is a messenger RNA of Diachasmimorpha longicaudata, 2806 nucleotides long. RefSeq names its product heterogeneous nuclear ribonucleoprotein A1, A2/B1 homolog (gene Hrb87F). Gene Ontology annotation, cellular component: catalytic step 2 spliceosome. NCBI's taxonomy places the organism in Eukaryota, Metazoa, Arthropoda, Insecta, Hymenoptera, Braconidae. Gene Ontology annotation, molecular function: mRNA 3'-UTR binding. Gene Ontology annotation, biological process: mRNA splicing, via spliceosome. The transcript is spliced from 6 exons. The record is from RefSeq and is a predicted model, not a curated record. Bases 156 to 1340 code for a protein of 394 amino acids.